CCCAUAAAGACCGGCGAUAGGUGCAUAAUACUCUCUGCACGUCUCCUUAUUUCCCUAUCAUUCCUUCUAAGCAAGAAAAAAAUUAAAGUCUUAUUACUUCAGUUAUUACAUUUCUUACUUUCCUAACCUUUCCUUCUUUCUUUCUUUUUCUUUUCUUUUCAUUUCAUUUUCUUCUAUCUCUUUCGCUUUAAUCCCAUUUUCUUCUCAGUUAUUUUUUCUUGGACCACAAACACUAAACUUCUUCUAUAGGGUUUCCUUCGUAGUGUUUUGUAUUUUCGGUUGGAUUUGAACCCUCUUUAAUGCAUGUUUCUUUCGGAAAGACAAGUGCCCAGAUCUUUUUUUCUCUCAUUUAGAUUGGAUAUUUUGGUUAUCUGGGUCUGAGACUUUUGAGUCGUAAAAAUACUAAAUAAUGGCGAUUGAGUUGUGUUCGGAGAAGUCUCCUGGUAUGGUGGUGACGAGUAAUGGCAGUACUCCCAGAAUCUCGUUUUCGUAUGACUUUCUACAAUCCGACGUCGUUCCCAUCGAACAACGCCCUCUCAGAUCGAACUCUUCCGGUCUGAACUCGAGUAUUGAUUUUGACUUCUGCGUUCGCGAGAGCUUUAGCGAAGAAUCUUCUUCCGCGGACGAGCUUUUCUCCGGUGGGAAAAUGAUUCCCAGUGAAAUCAAGAAGAAGGUCGUCCCUGCUCCGCCGAAACAAGAGAUUACUUCUCCUCAAGUUGAUCGUGCAUUAGUGCAAACACCUUGUGUGCGUGAGGAGAGCAGCAAAAGCUCCAAGAAAGAGACCAAUGAAGGUGAGGAGAGGCAGAGUUCAAAGUCCUUUUGGGGUUUCAAGAGGAGUAGUAGUUGUGGUACUGGCUAUGGAAGGACUCUAUGUCCUUUGCCUCUGUUAUCUCGAAGCAACUCAACUGGGUCUGCUGACGAGUCCAAACCCAUUAACAUCAAACGACCGCCAUUGAUAUCAAAAGAAAGUUCCAACAGCUCUAAACAGAAUACCCAGAAAAGUUCUAACGCUUCUAACAAGAUGCAGUCGUCACAUUCGCAUAACUUGGCUUCAAGCUGUAGUUAUCAGAAGCCUCCAUUGAAGAAGGGCCAUGGAGCUUAUGGCAAUGGAGUUUCAGUCAAUCCGGUUUUGAAUGUUCCUCCGGCAAACCUUUUCGCAAUAGGUUCAAUCUUUGCCAAUGGGAAAAGCAAGAACAAGAAAAAGUGAUCCCUUUUCAAUGGAAGCUGUACUUUUUUCACUCGUAAAAAGAAAAAUGAAAAGGGAGAAAAAAGAGAUAAAUUUAGGUCCAUGAAAGGGGAGAGACAAGGAAUGGAAUGGUAUAAUUCAACCUCACAUGGUUUCGAGCACAUAAUGACAGGUAACACAUUGCUUUCAUGGCUGUCCCCGUGUUUGUUUUUUUUUUUUUUGGUUCACACUUUUUUUUGGUUGCUUUAUUUUCAUAUUUGCUCAGACAUAUGGCUCUGACGUUUAUGUACAUAUUUUGAUUAUUGGAUGAUUUUUUCUUUUUCUUUUCCUCAUACUCUGUAUAAAAGAAAGGGUAUGUAAGGGAGUGUUAUAUGACUUGUGUUUUGAUUUAAUAUAUGGACUACUACUUUAUGUUUUA
Molecule: messenger RNA, 1604 nt
Organism: Humulus lupulus (European hop)
Lineage: Eukaryota; Viridiplantae; Streptophyta; Magnoliopsida; Rosales; Cannabaceae
Exons: 2
Coding region: 410-1207 (265 amino acids)
Source: RefSeq, a predicted model, not a curated record